Messenger RNA from Fusarium keratoplasticum, 1644 nucleotides. RefSeq lists its product as uncharacterized. The transcript has 4 exons. NCBI's taxonomy places the organism in Eukaryota, Fungi, Ascomycota, Sordariomycetes, Hypocreales, Nectriaceae. Gene Ontology annotation, molecular function: carbohydrate:proton symporter activity. Bases 1 to 1644 code for a protein of 547 amino acids. Gene Ontology annotation, cellular component: membrane. Gene Ontology annotation, biological process: transmembrane transport; carbohydrate transport. The record is from RefSeq and is a predicted model, not a curated record.
AUGGCUAAGAAACUCGAAAAAGUCAAGGAUGAUCUUGACUAUGGCGUCGCCACUGAGGAAAAUGUUGGCUUGAGCUUGACAGUCGAGCCAUAUGGGCCAUCAGGGUUCCGUGGUCUCUUCAACUCUCACUAUGUGGCCCUUUGUGCUGCCUUUUCAGCCCUUGGCGGUCUUCUAUUUGGAUAUGACCAAGGUGUGAUUAGCGUUACACUGGUCAUGGAUCACUUUCUCGACCGAUUCCCAGAGGUUUCUGAUGACGCACCCGGUGCUGGAUUCAAGAAAGGGCUCAUGACGGCCAUGAUUACUCUUGGGGCGUUUAUUGGAGCCAUAAAUCAAGGCUGGAUUGCCGAUUGGAUCUCCAGGAAGCGUUCCAUCAUGGUUUCAGUCGUGGUGUUUACAAUUGGCUCAGCUCUGCAAACCUCUGCAGUUAACUACGCCAUGUUGGUUGUUGGUCGAUUCAUUGGUGGCAUCGGCAUUGGACAGCUCUCAAUGGUUAUUCCUCUAUACAUCUCGGAGAUUUCUCCCCCAGAGAUCCGAGGUACACUGCUCGUUUUCGAAGAACUUUCGAUUGUUGCUGGAAUUGUUAUCGCCUUUUAUAUCACCUAUGGUACUCGACAUAUCUCUAGUCAUUGGUCCUGGCAGCUUCCUUUCCUCCUGCAGAUACUUCCCGGUCUCGUCCUUGGCUUUGGAGCAAUUUUCCUCCCGUAUUCGCCGCGAUGGCUAGCCUCCAAGGAUAGAGAAGACGAAGCUCUGGCCAAUCUCGCCAAAUUGCGAGCUCUCCCUGCGACAGAUCCCCGAGUCCAACGAGAAUGGAUGGAAAUCAUUACCGAGGCACGAUUCCAGACUGGUAUCCUUAAGGAACGACAUCCCCAGCUCACAAAACGAACCGACAUUUCAGGAAGAAUACGUCUCGAGUUUGUGAGCUGGACAGAUUGUCUCAAGCCAGGCUGUUGGCGUCGUACCCUUGUCGGUGCUGGAAUCAUGUUUUUCCAGCAGUUUGUUGGAAUCAAUGCCUUGAUCUACUAUUCACCCACUCUUUUUGGCACUAUGGGUCUCGAUUUUGAUAUGCAACUUACCAUGUCGGGCGUUCUCAAUGUCACACAGUUGAUCGGCGUCUUGACGAGUCUUUGGACACUCGAUCGGUUUGGCCGCAGGUCCAUCUUACUCCUAGGCAGCGUCCUCAUGCUUGUUGCUCACGUUAUCAUUGCUGCUCUUGUUGGCAAGUUCUCAGACAACUGGCCAAGUCACAAGGCAGAGGGUUGGACGAGCGUUGCUUUCCUGCUCUUUUACAUGCUUGCUUUUGGUGCUUCCUGGGGACCUGUUCCAUGGGCAAUGCCAUCAGAAGUGUUUCCAUCAAGUCUUCGAGCAAAGGGUGUGGCUAUUUCCACGUGCUCAAACUGGAUCAAUAACUUUAUUAUUGGUCUUAUCACGCCUCCGUUGGUUCGUGAGACGGGAUUUGGCGCAUAUGUGUUCUUUGCCGUCUUUUGCCUCCUCUCUUUCAUCUGGGUUUGGUUCUCUGUCCCUGAAACCAAUGGCAAGACUUUGGAAGAGAUGGAUCAGGUCUUUAACGACAGAAGCGGCGUCGAAGAUGUUUCCAAGAAGGAUCGAAUUCUUCGGGAAGUGUUUGAAGAAAAGACCUCCCAUUAG